Gilbertella persicaria is the source of this 2381-nucleotide messenger RNA. RefSeq lists its product as uncharacterized. Bases 102 to 2255 code for a protein of 717 amino acids. The record is from RefSeq and is a predicted model, not a curated record. Lineage: Eukaryota; Fungi; Mucoromycota; Mucoromycetes; Mucorales; Choanephoraceae. Gene Ontology annotation, biological process: threonyl-tRNA aminoacylation. Gene Ontology annotation, molecular function: ATP binding; threonine-tRNA ligase activity. The transcript has 9 exons. Gene Ontology annotation, cellular component: cytoplasm.
AUUAUGUCCAUUGGAUAGUUGUGGCUUAUUAAAACAUUUUUCUAUUAAAAACAAUUUUUUUGAUACUCCACUUUUUUUUCUCUUCUUCUUUAAACACGACAAUGUCAGCUCCUGCAGAGACUCAACCCAAGGUUGAAAAGAAGCCCAAGGCUCCCAAGAACAAGAAUAAGGAUGUUAAUGCCAGCACUUAUCCUCUUGAGAUGACUCCUGCUCCUGAAUACCUUCAACACCGUAUCGACAUGUUUGAUAGAUUAAAGGCUGCUGCCGAUGCCGAAAUUGCUAGCAAGCCUCGUGAACCUAUCACUAUUACUUUGCCUGAUGGUACUACCAAGGAAGGCACUUCAUGGGAAACUACUCCCAUGUCAAUUGCUGCUGGCAUUGCCAAAUCUCUUGCUGAACGUACCAUUAUCUCUAAGGUCGAUGGUGAGCUUUGGGAUUUGGGUCGUCCUCUUGAAAAGUCUUGUAAAUUGGAAUUACUUGAUUUUGAAAAUGAGGAAGGUAAGAUGGUCUUUUGGCACUCUUCUGCCCACAUGUUGGGUGAAGCUUGUGAACGCCAUUACGGUUGUAACUUGUGUAUUGGUCCUCCAUUGAAGGAAGGUGGUUUCUAUUAUGAAAUGGGUUUGCAAGAACGUGUUGUGAGCCAACAAGAUUACCCCAGCCUUGAAGAAUUGGUCAGCAAAGUUGCAAAGGAAAAGCAACAAUUUGAGCGUCUUGUCAUUUCAAAGGAAGACAUUCUGGAAAUGUUCAAGCACAAUCCUUACAAGGUUCACAUCAUUAAUGACAAGAUUCCCGAUGGUACUUCUACCACUGUCUAUCGUUGUGGCCCUUUGAUCGAUUUGUGUAGAGGUCCUCAUGUUCCUCACACUGGUCGUGUUAAGGCUUUCACUGUUACCAAGAACUCUGCUUCUUAUUUCUUGGGUGAUGCAAAGAAUGACUCUCUUCAACGUAUCUACGGUAUCUCUUUCCCCGACAAGAAGUUGAUGACUGAAUACAAGAAAUUCAUUGAAGAAGCUGCUAAGCGUGACCAUCGUAAGAUCGGCAAGGAACAAGAACUCUUCUUCUUCCACGAAUUAUCUCCCGGUUCUGCUUUCAUGCUUCCUCACGGUGCUCGUGUUUACAAUGCCCUUAUGGCUUUGAUCAAGGAUGAAUACCAAGUGAGAGGUUUCACUGAAGUCAUUACUCCCAACAUGUUCAACUUGAAGCUCUGGAACCAAUCUGGUCACGCCCAAAAAUACAAGGAAAACAUGUUCUGUCUUGAAGUUGAUAAGGAAGAAUUUGCUUUGAAGCCCAUGAACUGUCCUGGUCACUGUUUGAUGUUUGGUCACAAGGAAAGAAGUUACCGUGAUCUUCCUGUUCGUUUUGCCGAUUUCGGUGUGCUUCACCGUAACGAAUUCUCUGGUGCUCUUUCUGGUUUGACUCGUGUCCGUCGUUUCCAACAAGAUGAUGCUCAUAUUUUCUGUCGUAUUGAUCAAAUUGAACAAGAAAUGGCUGGUUGUUUCGAUUUCUUGGAUAAGGUCUAUGGUAUCUUUGGUUUUGAUUUCCACUUGAAGCUUUCUACCCGACCUGAAAACUACAUUGGUGAACUUGAAGUUUGGAACAAGGCUGAAAAGAUGUUGGCUGAUUCUUUGGAUCGUUUCACUGCUCAAAAGGGUACCACUUGGGAAGUCGAUCCUGGAGAUGGUGCUUUCUAUGGUCCCAAGAUUGAUAUUGUUAUUUCUGAUGCUCUUCGUCGUAAGCAUCAAUGUGCUACUAUCCAACUUGAUUUCCAAUUGCCCGAACGUUUCAAGUUGGAAUACCGUACUGAUGGUAGCGGUACUGAAAAUGCUAUGGCUCGUCCUGUCAUUAUUCACCGUGCCAUUCUUGGUUCUGUUGAACGUAUGAUGGGUAUUGUGAUUGAACACUUUGCUGGUAAGUUUCCUUUCUGGUUGUCUCCUCGUCAAGUUCAAGUGGUUCCUGUUGCUGCUGCCUUCAAUGAAUAUGCUCAAGAAAUCGUCGAUCAAUUGGUCAAGCUUGGCGUUCAUGCUGAUGCUGAUUUAGGUGACAACACACUCAAUAAGAAGAUCAGAAAUGCCGAACUUGCUCAAUACAACUUUAUCUUUGUCGUUGGUGAAGUUGAACAAAACACUCGUUCCGUCAAUGUCCGUAACAGAGAUGAUGUUGGUACUAAGGUCAAGGGCCAAACUGUCCCCUUGGAACAAGUUGUUGCAAGCAUUCAAAGCUUGAAGGAAACCAGAAGUUUGGAGAAUAAGCUUUAAAUUAAUAACAUUGUAAAAAUAAAGUUUAAUGCCUAAAAAUAAGAUCCUUGUAGCAAACCAGGCUUUCUACUUUUAUCAAGUUAGCAUUGAGUAAAUAUUUUGAUCCAAGCUUUUUCCAGAUUGCUC